Microtus ochrogaster (prairie vole) is the source of this 1426-nucleotide messenger RNA. RefSeq names its product TATA-box binding protein associated factor 7 like (gene Taf7l). The transcript is spliced from 13 exons. Gene Ontology annotation, cellular component: transcription factor TFIID complex. The coding region runs from base 1 to 1233 and encodes 410 amino acids. The record is from RefSeq and is a predicted model, not a curated record. Gene Ontology annotation, biological process: transcription initiation at RNA polymerase II promoter; RNA polymerase II preinitiation complex assembly. Gene Ontology annotation, molecular function: RNA polymerase II general transcription initiation factor activity. Lineage: Eukaryota; Metazoa; Chordata; Mammalia; Rodentia; Cricetidae.
AUGAGAGAUGGUCAGCAGAGUGAGCAAGAGUUUGUAGUGACUUUUUUUGUUGUUUUUUAUGAACUCAAAGCCAUGACUUUAAAGCAUGAAGAAUCCCAAGAUAUUGAGGAACAGUUUAUAUUGCGUCUGCCUCAGGAACAGGCUUAUGCUGUCAGAAAGAUUAUACAUUCUCGAGGUCCUGGCAUGAAGGAUAAACUAAAAAUUGGCUUUGCCCCUGAUGGACGUCAUGCAGUUGUUCAGGUAGAAGAUGUCUCACUGCCUGCUAAGCUGGUUAAUUUGCCUUGUGUUAUCGGAAGCCUGAAAACUGUUGAUAGAAAAACAUUUUAUAAAACAGCAGAUAUUUCUCAGAUGCUUGUAUGCAGUGCUCAUGGUGAGCCUCACUCUCCCCCAGAAGAACCAGUUACCUCUGCUCAUACUACUGUAACUGGAAGGGGUGGAGGGAAGACAAAUAGAAAAAGAUAUAACUGGAAGCAUGGCAUUACUCCACCACUUAAGAACGUCAGAAAGAAAAGGUUCCGGAGAACAAGAAAAAAGCUUCCUGAUGUCAAACAAAUGGAUGAAGUUGGCUUGCGUAAGGACACUGAAUCUCCAAAUGUGGAUAAAGAAGUGAAGAGACUGCUGUGCUCAGAUGCUGAAGCCAUCAGUGUCUGCUGGGAAGUCAUUGCUGAUGAUGAAACCAAGGAAAUAGAAAGUCAAGGGUGCAUCUCAGGCACUUCAAGAACCGCACGAAUGCAUGGUCGUAGCUCAUCAGAAACUGCAAUGCUUCAAGAGAUGUUUGGCGAUUCUGGCAGUAACAGUAAUGAUGUGGGUGCUAAAAUUGAAGAGGAGGAUGUUGACAAUCAAAAGGAUGGGGAUCAGGAUGACGAUGAUGACGAUGAUGAAGAUGAUGAUGAUGAAGAAGAAGAAGAAGAAGAAAAGGAGAUAGACAAUCUUGAAGAGAAUUUAGAAAGGGAGCUGCAAAUCCAAUUUAUUCAUCCUAGCUUCUGUGAAACCAACAAAGAUUACAGUUCAAUAAUCACAGGAAUUCAGAAACUGAUUCAUGUCAAAGAAAUGAAGCUCCAAAAGAUUUAUAAAAAAGCACAACGACAGAAAGAUCUCCUUAGGAAUGUGGAAAACUUGACCCUUAAGAGGCAUUUCCAGUAUGCUUUGGGGCAGCUUAACAUAUUAGAAAGACAAAAGUGUGAAGAGAUUUAUCACCUACAGGAACAACUGAAAUGUUACCUAAAGGAGUAAAGAAACCCUCAGCCUAGCAUAUAAAGUGGAUUCACUUUCCAGAUGAAGACCGGGUGGAACCACUACACUAGUUACUUUAUAUUGACCAACUAUAUUUGCUUAUUUGAAUAUUUUUAGUUAUAGUAAAAAAAGAUCAUAGCCAUAUAGAAAGGAACAGUAUAAAAUGCAUAAUAGGCUUAGAGACCCAACUCAA